UAGUGAACAGCGCAUUCCAGUCUCUCCUGGUGCUAACAACAUCACACUACCCUAGAAAAAUCUUCCCACUGUACCAAUUUUCUGAAAAAGUACUCACCGUGUCUGCCGGAUCCCUGCCCAGGGUUAAACUACAUAGAUUACAUGAGUGUAUAUAUUUUUGUUGUGAUACAGCACAAAGUCGCCGGUGUCUGCCUAUAAUUACUUACUGUUCAACUAAUAUAAGCAUUACAGAAAGCCUCUGCGUGAACACCGUAAUUAUUCAAGGUGGAGAAAAUAUGAGAUCUCAAAUAAUAAUUGUGCUUCUGAUUACUGGAAUAAGAAGAGUUGCCUCUUUAAAUAUCUCUGAAGCUAAACCAAACUGCCCCCUUGGACAUUUCCCAUGUGGCAACCUCACAAAAUGUCUACCACAGCUUCUUCACUGCAAUGGUGUGGAUGACUGUGGUAACCAAGAGGAUGAAGAGAACUGUGGAGAUAAUAAUGGAUGGCCCCAUCUGUUUGAUAAAUAUUUUGGAAUUUUCACUUACGAUUCUGGAACUCAGCAAUAUCCUUUUUGUAGCGAGCUUUCAGUACCCCUGCUCCACAUCAUGUUUUUUUUGUUUUUUUUAAGCUGUGAGAGAUGAUUAUUUUCUCCUUGUGUAGUGCUUGGGCUUGUUCCAGAAAAAUGCUUCUGCAGAGGUCUGGAGCUUGACUGCAUUGACUCCCAACUUCGAUCAGUCCCUUCAGUAUCUACAAAUGUGACAGUGAUGUCCCUUCAAAGGAACAGGCUGAGGAAACUGAAUGCAGAUAUUUUCAGAAAAUACCACAAUCUCCAAAAGCUAUACUUACAGCACAACAGAAUCCGGCAAGUGUCUGUGUAUGCAUUCCGAGGAUUGUAUAACCUAACAAGACUAUAUUUAAGUCACAAUAAGAUAACCUUUCUGAAGUCAGGCUUAUUCCAAGAUCUUCAUAAACUUGAAUGGCUAAUCAUUGAAAAUAACAAAAUUAACAGGAUCUCCUCUUCAACGUUUUCUGGACUGAGCUCACUUGUACUUUUGAUGUUGCUGAAUAAUUCUAUCAGUCACCUUCAUGACAAGCCCUUCUGUCAAGAAAUGCCUAAACUGAACUGGAUCGAUAUGGAAGGAAAUCACAUUCAGAGUGUUGGGAAUGUAACUUUUUCUUCAUGCAACAUGUUAACAGUACUGGUGCUGCAAAGGAACAGAAUCAUUCAUUUGCAUGACAAUGCAUUCUCACCUCUACACAAACUAGGGGAACUGGAUUUGUCAAGCAACAGGAUUCAAACUAUACCUCCAAAUCUAUUUGUUGAACUUGGUGAGCUGUUACAGCUGAACAUUUCGUACAACCCUAUUGUGGAGUUACAAGUGGACCACUUUGAUUACCUGAGUAAAUUAAAAUCACUCAGUAUAGAGGGUAUUGAGAUUGGAAACAUACAGAGAAGAAUGUUUGAGCCUUUGAAAAACUUAACUCACAUAUACUUCAAGAAGUUUCAGUACUGUGGCUACGCCCCUCAUGUGCGAAGCUGCAAGCCCAACACUGAUGGGAUUUCAUCCUUCGAGGACCUGCUGGCUAACAUUGUGCUGCGAGUCUUCGUCUGGGUGGUCUCGGCCAUCACCUGCUUCGGAAACGUCUUUGUUAUCUGCAUGAGGUCUUACAUCAGAUCGGAGAACAAGUUACAUGCCAUGUCCAUAAUGUCUCUCUGUUGUGCUGACUGCUUGAUGGGGAUAUAUCUCUUUGUCAUAGGAGCCUUUGACGUCAUGUAUCGGGGGGAGUACAAUAGACAUGCUCAGUCAUGGAUGGACAGUACACAGUGCCAAAUCGUGGGAUCCUUGGCCAUGCUGUCCACAGAAGUCUCUGUGCUGCUUCUGACUUAUCUGACUUUGGAAAAAUACAUCUGCAUUGUUUACCCAUUUAGAUAUCUUACACCCAGGAAAUGUCAAACAGUUACUACCCUGACAGUCAUCUGGGUCCUGGGUUUUGUGAUUGCUUUUGUCCCGCUGGUCAACAAAAACUUUUUCAGGAAUUUCUAUGGCACCAAUGGGGUUUGUUUCCCACUGCACGCAGAACAGACAGAGACAGCUGGGGCGCAGGUGUACUCCGUGGUUAUCUUCCUGGGUCUGAAUUUGGUGGCUUUUUUAAUAAUAGUUUUUUCUUAUGGAAGCAUGUUUUACAACAUUCAGCGAACAGGCACAAAAGCAACAGAGUACAGUAAUCACAUUAAAAAAGAAGUAACCAUCGCCAAGCGCUUCUUUUUCAUUGUAUUAACAGAUUCACUAUGUUGGAUACCUAUUUUUAUCCUCAAGAUUCUAUCAUUGCUGCAUGUAGAAAUACCAGGUUCGAUAAGUUCCUGGGUGGUUAUUUUCAUUUUGCCAAUCAACAGUGCCCUUAACCCAAUACUCUACACAUUAACAACCCGUCCAUUCAAGGAAAAAAUACAUCAAGUUUGGUACAACUACAGGCAACGAAGAUCAUUUACCAACAGCCAGACCACAUAUACUCCCUCCUUCAUGUGGCUGGAAAUGUGGCCAGUACAGGAGACAACUCCUGCACUAUCUACACCUAAAUUCACGACAGAUCCCUCUGAAAUGUCGUAUAAUAAUUCUGGGAAGGUUGAGUUGUUGCCUAUAAAAAGCAGUAAUGGGACUUGAUUGUGAUAUGGAUUUUAUUUUUUGGUAAAUUAUUACAUAUUAUUGUGUAUUGUAAAGUGAACGGAAGCUUUCACUUAAAAGCUGAUCUCAGGUGUAUAUGAAAAUAAGCUUCUGUUGAAUAAAAUGCAAUGAUUGUUUUGUUUUGCAGACAGAAAUAGAAAAUCUUAAAAAAAUUUUAAAAAGUCAACUUACAUAAAUAUGACCCAGAAAAUUUACAAGAAGUAUUUACUUCAUUAAUAAAAAUUGUAUUCUACAAUGUCAGGUGUAAUGUGUAGAAUUCCAUCAUUUUCAACAAUAUUUUUACUUGUCACUUGAGACCAUUAGAAACUAGUUUGUAAGUUCUAUUGGAAAAUACAUUAGUUGGUGUUCAAGCAAAAGAUUCCCAUUUUGAUACUGAGCUUUGAUACUGAAAUAACGUACUCAGUGGGGUGCCACAAGGGUAUGUACUUGGACCCAUUAUAGAAAUGACAUGGACCAAGAUUCACAGUACAACACUGUUAAAUCUGCAUAUAAUACAAAAUUUGGGGGAGUAGUGGACUGUGAAUAUGCAGUUUAGUUAAUUCAAAUGGUUUUGAACCUUCUCGUAACUGGGCAAACUUGUGGUAAAUUAAUUUUAAUGUUAAGAAACAUAAAGUACUGCAUAUUGGGCAAACAAAUCUAGGUUAUAAGUAUAAAAUGAACAGGAUUGAAAUAGGAAACAAAGACUUUGAAAAUGAUCUUCGGCUUAUAGUAGACUCACUUAUAAUGUAUCCCACCAAUGUGGUGAGGCAGUUAAAGCAAAUAGAAUGUUCGGUUGUGUUGUGAAAACUGUGGAAUACAUGUCUAGGGAGAUUAUGCUAAUAUUAUACAGCUGCGGACAAAACUUUUGCAUCACCCAGCUGAAUUAACUAAUGAAACCUGCUGAAUAAUGUAAUGUUAACAUAUUGAAU
Molecule: messenger RNA, 3571 nt
Organism: Polyodon spathula (Mississippi paddlefish)
Lineage: Eukaryota; Metazoa; Chordata; Actinopteri; Acipenseriformes; Polyodontidae
Gene: rxfp1
Product: relaxin family peptide receptor 1
Exons: 19
Biological process (GO): G protein-coupled receptor signaling pathway
Cellular component (GO): membrane
Molecular function (GO): protein binding; G protein-coupled receptor activity
Source: RefSeq, a predicted model, not a curated record